UCUCUGUUCUCUCUCACACAAUCUUCCGACCGCCCUCACCUCCCCCCUCCCCUCACUUCCCGGCGAGAGGCCGGGCACCCCCCCCCCCCUCUGGCGCCGCGCGGCCGCCCUCUGGACCCUGUCUCCCCGGCGCCCGCCGGCAUGGCCUCGCCCACCGUCGCCUCGCCGGGCCGGGCGAGCCCCGCGGUCACCCCCACCACCGCGCCCUCGCCGGUGUCCCCGCCGCGGCGCCUCUUGUCGGCGCCGCCCGCCGUCGACGCGUCCGGGGGAUCCUCCCCGGCCUCCGCCAACUCCGGGGACCAGCUCUCCGCCCCCGACGCCUCGAGCCCGAUGCUCGCGAGCAGGAGCGAGGAGUACAGGCUUCUGUUCCGGCUGCCGCCCGACGAGGUUCUCGUGCAAGAUUUUAACUGUGCUCUCCAAGAAAAUAUUCUGCUUCAGGGGCAUAUGUAUUUAUUUCUUCACCAUAUAUGCUUCUACUCAAACAUAUUUGGAUAUGAGACGAAGAAAACAAUACCUUUGCAGGAGGUAACUGAUGUUCGUAAAGCAAAGACAGCUGCCAUUUUUCCUAAUGCCAUUGAAAUUGUUGCUGGUGGUAAAAGGCACUUUUUUGGAUCUUUCUUGUCACGUGAUGAAGCUUAUCGAAUUAUAGUGGAUGGUUGGGAACAGCAUGUUAGUGAUGCAAAAUUGCUCCUUGAACGUCAGGAGACAAAGUCAGCAAGUAGCAGUGAAGAAAAUGGUUAUGUUUUAUUGGAAGGAACAAAUGAAUCUAAACAAGAUGAAGAGCCAUCACCACAGGACAGGUCUGUCAAUGACACAGCUGUCUCAAGUAGUAGUGCUGAUGGUGAUGAUUCCAACGUCAAUAUUUCCAAAAGGUUUUCAAAAGUUGAGGAGAAUGGAACCGAAGACAACAUCAUUGCACUAAACCCAUUCAACUUCGGGCCAGUUGAUGAGGCUGCUCCUAGUGUACCUGAAUCUUAUACUAUGAUUGUGGAGUCAAAGUUUCAGGUCCCUGUGGAGGCCCUUUUCAAUUUCUUAUUGUCAGAUGGUGCUUUUGACUUUUUGGAUGAUUUCCACAAAAAAUGUGGUGACAAAGAUUUUAGUUGUUCCAAAUGGCGUUCAGAUGAGCAAGGAGGACUUGUGAGGGAUGUUUCAUUUUUGCAUCCAAUAAAAUUUUAUCUUGGUGCAAAAUGUGGGACCUGUCAGGAGGUUCAGAAACUUCGUGUUUACAAAAACCGGCAUCUAAUGAUUCAAACUUCUCAAUCAAUAGGUGAUGCACCAUAUGGGGACCAUUUCACAGUAGAGGGGAUCUGGGAUGUUGAACAAGAUAGCCUAGAUGGGAACUGUUGUUUCCUUAGGAUAUAUAUUAACGUAGCCUUCUCAAAGAAAACCAUAUUUAGAGGGAAGAUAGACCAGUCAACAAAAGAUGAAUGCCGUGAAGUUUUCGGGCUCUGGAUUAAGCUUGGUCAUGAUCUUUUGAAGCAGGAGAAUAAUCGACCGAAAGGCGCUUCCAGCUCAACCAAUGCUGGUCUUCAGUUAGGGGCUACAGACAAUGUGGAAAAUGCUGUGGAAAAUGCAGUUCCAAUGGCAAGUUCCACACAGGAUGAAUCUGGUGUGAGAAGCCUCAUUCCUCCUAUCCAAGAUCACCAGCAUAGAACAGGAAGAGAUUCUUCUACAACAUCCACUUCACAAGAAUUGUGGGGUUCACUAACAUCGUACAUGAAAUCGAGCCAACUAGGCCCAGUGCUAGCAGUGGUACUGGUGGCUUUCAUUAUCCUAAUGCAGGUAACCAUCAUAGUCCUACUAACAAGAUCCCCCCAGGUCCAAAUGGCACCUCAUGGGAUUUCCCCGAGCAGUUUAGGAUACAGCAAAGAAAGCAUAGAGUGGGUGCAGAAGCGCCUCAGCUUACUAAGCGAGGAGAUGCAGCUAGCGGAGGCACACAUGGAGACGAUGAGGCACGAGUUUGCCUGGCUCAGGUCACAUCUGGAGAGACUGGAGAGGCUGAGGGGCAGUACAUGACUCGGGGGUGUACAUGAGGGCAUCAAGGGCUGACGGCGAGGUUGCAGCAUGAUCACGGACGCAAAUACUGCUCAGAGAUGUAAUGUUCAGUGUUAUUUUGUUCUUUGUUCCUAUAUAUAGAGCGUACAGUUGCACACAGGAGUGCCGUAGGUGAAUUGCCGUAAGGCAAAUCACAAAAUCCCCGUAUAGCAUUCGAUGUAAAUAGUCGGACCUCCCAUUGUACUGGGAUGAACUGUGUACCGUACGAGGUUUGCGUGUCAUCUUCACGCGAGGCAAUCACACUUGUGUAUACAAAACUUAUUAUCUAUCGCUUGAUUGCACAACAAUUUUACCAUUUUGCUUAUUAUC
This is a messenger RNA of Panicum virgatum (switchgrass), 2364 nucleotides long. RefSeq names its product protein VASCULAR ASSOCIATED DEATH 1, chloroplastic-like. Lineage: Eukaryota; Viridiplantae; Streptophyta; Magnoliopsida; Poales; Poaceae. The record is from RefSeq and is a predicted model, not a curated record. Gene Ontology annotation, biological process: negative regulation of programmed cell death. The transcript is spliced from 18 exons. Bases 142 to 2016 code for a protein of 624 amino acids.